Penicillium brevicompactum is the source of this 1089-nucleotide messenger RNA. RefSeq lists its product as uncharacterized. The record is from RefSeq and is a predicted model, not a curated record. Lineage: Eukaryota; Fungi; Ascomycota; Eurotiomycetes; Eurotiales; Aspergillaceae. The transcript is spliced from 2 exons. Gene Ontology annotation, molecular function: chitin binding. Bases 1 to 1089 code for a protein of 362 amino acids.
AUGAAUGCAAUGAACUUCAUUCAGAUUUUCGCCAUAUCUCUCUUUUGGAAUCAUGUCACAGCACUCACUUCAAGCGAGGGCUAUCUUUGGGGAUCUUUAAGCAAAGCACUCCAAAAACGGAAUGCACCCGUGGCAGGCGCUGAUGGGAUUUGCUUCACUCAUACCCUCCAGCGGGGAGAGAACUGUGCAACUCUGGCGAGUACCUACUCGGUCUCGGUCGCUGACAUUGAGAUAUGGAAUACUGGCUCAUGGGGCUGGAAGGGGUGCCCGGAGAUAAUGCCGGGUGACUUUAUCUGCGUGAGCUCUGGUGGUCUCCCGAUGCCGAAAGCUCUCCCAGAUGCCGUGUGCGGUCCACAGACACCGGGAGCAGUACGUCCUGCGAACUAUGCCGAUCUUGCCUCAGUCAAGCCCUGUCUUCCAGGUGGAUGCUGCUCGCGCUGGUUCCAAUGUGGGAACUCGUCUGCUUUCUGCGAUCCGGACAACGGCUGUCUCUCUGGGUGCGGGUCAUUUGCCUUCAAGGAGGUAGCCGAUGUUCUUAAAAAGGAGGCCCAUAAGCAGGCCACAUUGACUACCAGUGUUGCCAGUACGACCAGUACCACAUCAAAGGAGAAACCCACGUCGGAAAGCACGACUUCUACCACGAAGACGAAAAAGCCAGUUGCCGUGUCGACUGACCCUCCGGAACCUGAAGCUGAGCCAGGAAUCGACUGGGUCAUCACCUUGUACGAAGAGAAGGGAUGUGAAGGUGGCAAUUACUAUGCUCUCCAAGGGCACAAUACCGAUAAAAACAUGGAAUGCCUCAAUCUUCAAGCUUGGAUCUCCACCGAGAUUACGAACGAUAAAACAUCUUGUCGCUGGUGGACAGAGGGGGGUCUCAAAUGGCAAAAGUGCACCAAAAGCAAAUUGCUCGAGCCCAAGUCGUGGUAUCUCAAAUUCGGGGGUUGCUCGGUGUUUACUGACCCGAACUGCCAAGUGGACGGAGGGCACAUUAGUAAAAAAGGCUGCCAUGGUCCGAAGGAAUCCUACUGGUCGCCUGAUGAAUUCACGUCUUUCAUGUGCUUUAAUAACACGCCUUGGCCCUACAUUUAA